UAUAUCCAUAACACAUGAUGAAGCGAACGCGGCAACGGAUGUAACUUGCCUCGGCCGUGACCGUAUAUAUCAUCCAAGAAAACCAAAAGCAAGCGCUGCACUCUGCUGAACAAACCGGGAGGCGGCAAGGUGGACACUGCUGUUGGCAGAGGUUGCUGGAGCAAAAGGAACGUAAAACAUGAUGACCCCCGCCGCCGCCGAGUUGCUCUCGCACGAGCGUGUCGACGUGCUGAUACGAAGGAGAAUCGCGGAGCUGCGGGAGACGCCCUUCGCCCCCGAGGCAGACCUCCCCUUCGUCGUAGCAGACUCGACCAGAACCCUCGGGCAGCACCAGCGGUGGAUGCACCAUCUUCCGCACAUCCAGCCCUUCUAUGCCGUCAAAUGCAACUCAGACGCCCAUCUCCUCCGGUUCCUGGCCGACCUGGGCCUCGGCUUCGACUGCGCCUCGCCGGCCGAGAUCGAGCUGGUGCUCGGCCUCGGGGUGAACCCGUCGCGCAUCGUCUACACCCACCCGUGCAAGGCCGCGUCGGCCCUGCACAUGGCCUCGGACCGCGGCGUCCUGCUGACCACCUUCGACAACGCCGACGAGCUGGACAAGAUCGCGAGCGUCAGCCCGGACAUGCGCCUGCUGCUCCGCAUCUACGCCGACGACGAGACGGCCGCCGUGUGCUUGAGCAACAAGUUCGGCGCGUCCCUGCACGCCACCCGCCCCCUGCUCCUAAAGGCGCGCGCCCUCGGUCUCCAAGUCGUCGGCGUCUGCUUCCACAUUGGAUCGGGAGCGACGGAUCCCAAGGCCCUCCACGCGGCCGUCCGGGACGCGCGGCGCAUCUUCGACCAGGCGAGGGACGUGGGCUUCGACUUGACCAUCCUGGACGUCGGCGGCGGCUUCACCGACGCCAACUUCGAAGCCAUGGCGUCCGCCCUGCGCCUGGCGAUCGAGAGCGAAUUCCCCAGCGGCGACCGCGUCCGCAUCAUCGCCGAGCCCGGCCGCUUCUACGCCCGCAGCUUCUACACGCUGGCGUGCAAGAUCAUCGCCCGUCGGACGCACGACCACGACAACAACGAUGAUGAUGGCGACGGCACCGGUGCCGUGGACGGGCCGCAGCUGGACAUGCUGUACCAGAACGACGGCGUCUACGGCUGCUUCAUGAACCGCCUGGUCGAAGACGAGGUGUUCGUCCCGACCCUGAUCCCCGUCGACGACGACGACAAGGAGGAGAAGGACCAGCCCGGCGCACCGCCGCGGCGGGCCCGGGCCCAAGGGAAACACUUGUAUUCCGUUUGGGGCCCAACCUGCGACGGCUUCGACUGCGUUUCCGAACGGGCGACGUUGCCCUGCGAGGCCAGGAUCGGCGACUGGUUGAAAUACACAGACAUGGGAGCAUACUCGGUAACCUGCGCGACAACCUUCAACGGAUUUCCCAAUACGUACGAAAUUUUGUACGUGAACCCGGGGCCAGAGGUCGUAUAUCGAAACGGAGAGAAUAGGAGUUAGCAAGUGGAAAGAGAGGUUCGAUGAAUGGUGGAAUUAGGAACACACCUUCAUACCAACAUAGCGUGGAUGCCUGGUGUGCGCAUCCCAAUCCACCAGGAAGGCGCGAUUCGUGUACAGAGUAUAAUUAUUCGCUGGAUUGAGAGGGCGAUUACGAAAUAGAAAAAAAGACCCGAGGCGGCCAGCCUCACGUUUGAAAACAAGACUUGAUUAUGCCUCCUGCAACCUGGUUCAAGAAGUUUC
This is a messenger RNA of Thermothelomyces thermophilus ATCC 42464, 1735 nucleotides long. RefSeq lists its product as uncharacterized. NCBI's taxonomy places the organism in Eukaryota, Fungi, Ascomycota, Sordariomycetes, Sordariales, Chaetomiaceae. The coding region runs from base 179 to 1495 and encodes 438 amino acids. The transcript has 4 exons. Gene Ontology annotation, molecular function: ornithine decarboxylase activity. Gene Ontology annotation, cellular component: cytoplasm. The record is from RefSeq and is a predicted model, not a curated record.